AUGGGGCAGCCAGGUCCCCACAAUCUCAGCUGCGUUUCCUACAAGCACCCCAGUGUGCGGGGGGGGCUGGGGGGUGCAGGGGGGGGGGCUCGGGCCCGUCCCGUGCGGUGCCCCCCCCGCCACUGCUGCAUCGGGAUCUGGAACCGGAGCCAGGCCCUGGUGCAGGGCUGCUGGGGGGGCGGAGCCUCCUCCUGCCCCUCCCCCCUCUGCGCCCCCAGCCCCGCGGGGCCCUCGGGCGGCUCCGUCCGCGUGUGUCUGUGCCGGGGGCAGCUCUGCAACGGGAGCGGCAACGGGAGCGCGCCCGGAGCGGGGCCGCGCGGGCACGGAGCGGGGCCCGUCCGUUCGGGGUCGCUGUGGCUGUGGGGCGCCGGCCCCCUCCUCAUCCUCCUCACCUGCCUCUGUGUGCUCGGCCUGCGCCGGGCCAGGGCCCACAGGGGGCGGCCCCAUCGGGGGGGGAGUGGGGUCCCCCCCGAACCCCCCAGCCCGGAGCUGCCUGCGCUGCGCUUCCUGAAGGUCCUCCAGCGCGGCCGCUUCUCGUCGGUGUGGGCGGGGUCUCUUCGGCGCCGCCCCGUGGCCAUCAAGGCGUUCGCGGCGCGCGGGGCCGCGCGCUUCCGGGCGGAGCGCGCCGUGCACGCGCUCCCGCUCAUGGAGCACCGCAACGUGGCGCGCCUGCUGGGGGCGCGCGCCGCGGGGCCGCGCGCCGCGGGCGGGAUCCUCGUGCUGCAGCUGUACCCGGCGGGCUCCCUGCGCCAGUUCCUGGCUCACCACGUGGGCACCUGGGUGGGCACCGUGCGCCUGGCGCUGUCCCUGGCACGAGGCCUGGCCUUCCUGCACCAGGAGCUGUGGCGCGAUGGCCUGUACAAGCCCAGUGUGGUGCACCGGGACCUGAGCAGCCAGAAUGUGCUGGUGAGGGACGAUGGCACAUGCGCCAUUGGGGACUUCGGGCUGGCGCUGGCGCUGCCACCGUGUGCGCAGGGGGGAGCCACGGCCCCGAGAGCCGGGCCCAUCCGCAAGGCGGGUACCCAGCGGUACCUGGCCCCCGAGAUCCUGGACGAGAGCCUGGACCUGCACGCCUGGGGCCGGGCACUGCUGCAGGCAGAUGUGUAUGCACUGGGGCUGCUGCUCUGGGAGAUCCUGACCCGCUGCCAGGCCCUGAGCCCCGGAGCCCCGGUACCCCCAUUCCGCCUGGCGUACGAGGCCGAGCUGGGCUCCAGCCCCACCGGGGCUCAGCUCCGCCGCUUGGCCGUGGACGAGCGGCGCCGGCCGCUGAUCCCCCCUGCCUGGCACCGAGCCCCACAGCCCGGGGCUCUCCCGGAGCUGCUCGAGGACUGCUGGGACCCGGACCCCGAGGCUCGGCUCUCAGCGGAGCGAGUCCUGCAGCGGCUGCAGCGCCUGGCGCAGGGAGACUGACCCGCCCCGGGGGCGUGGCCAGCGCAGAGCCCCGCCCCUCGCCACGCCCACCGCCCGGAGGCCACGCCCCCCUCCCGCUUCCUGCCGCCGGGGGCCAAGGUCGGAGCGAAGGCGGAAGGUCCUGGAGCUGCCCCCCCCAUGUGGAACCCGGGUGCAGGUAAAGGGGGGGACACCCCCAGGUUUGGGGCCUCCUGUGACCCCCCAUCCUGCCCCCCCGGGCAGU
Melopsittacus undulatus (budgerigar) is the source of this 1633-nucleotide messenger RNA. It is a transcript of the gene AMHR2, whose product is annotated as anti-Mullerian hormone receptor type 2. The record is from RefSeq and is a predicted model, not a curated record. Gene Ontology annotation, biological process: protein phosphorylation; cellular response to growth factor stimulus; BMP signaling pathway. Gene Ontology annotation, cellular component: plasma membrane; signaling receptor complex. NCBI's taxonomy places the organism in Eukaryota, Metazoa, Chordata, Aves, Psittaciformes, Psittaculidae. Bases 1 to 1410 code for a protein of 469 amino acids. The transcript has 12 exons. Gene Ontology annotation, molecular function: ATP binding; transforming growth factor beta receptor activity.